CAAACUUCUUGUUGCAUACAUGCGCCAUUCAACGAACAACCAACGCAAUCCAACGCAUGGAAAGUGUGCAACGCUGGAAUUGUUGUUUCACCAUCCAUGUAGCUACUUUAUGAACUAUAAUCAGAACAAGACGGCAUUUCAGUUGAAAUUACAGAACUAACAGCCCGACUAACAGUAAAUCGUUUUUUGAAGCCCGUUGAGUUGAAGCAGACCGCGCGUUGCAAGGAUGGCGGAUGUAACUGCGCGUAGCCUGCAAUAUGAAUACAAAGCGAAUUCCAACUUGGUCUUGCAAGCAGACAGAUCUCUCAUCGAUCGAACGCGGCGUGAUGAACCCACAGGAGAAGUGCUCUCUCUGGUGGGGAAACUCGAAGGUACCAAAAUGGGAGACAAGUCUCAGAGGACCAAGCCUCAGAUGUUGGAAGAGAGAAGGGCAAAGAGACGGAAAAGGGAUGAGGACAGGCAUGACAUUAACAAGAUGAAGGGCUUCACACUGCUGUCGGAGGGCAUUGAUGAAAUGGUGGGCAUUGUGUACAAGCCCAAGACCAAGGAGACAAGGGAGACAUAUGAGGUUCUUCUCAGCUUCAUCCAGGCAGCUCUUGGUGACCAGCCACGGGACAUUCUGUGUGGAGCAGCAGAUGAGGUUUUGGCAGUGCUGAAGAAUGAGAAGAUGAGAGACAAGGAGCGUCGGCGUGAAGUGGAACAACUUCUGGGCCCAGCAGAUGACACACGUUACCAUGUGCUAGUCAAUCUAGGGAAGAAGAUAACAGACUACGGCGGUGACAAAGAGCUUCAGAACAUGGAUGACAACAUUGACGAAACGUAUGGUGUGAACGUGCAAUUUGAAUCUGAUGAGGAGGAGGGCGACGAGGACCAGUUUGGGGAGGUUCGUGAUGAAGGUUCCGAUGAAGACAGCGAGGGUGUGGAGGCAGAUGUGGGCUGCACUCUCACUGCCAAUCUUGGUGCUACAGGUGAUGUGAUGACAACCAAGAAGAAGGACCUGCACCCCCGUGACAUUGACGCUUUCUGGUUGCAGCGGCAGCUCAGCCGUUUUUAUGAUGAUGCCAUUGUUUCCCAGAAGAAAGCUGAUGAGGUGUUGGAGAUCCUCAAGACUGCCAGUGAUGACAGGGAGUGUGAGAAUCAGCUGGUCCUCCUGCUGGGGUUCAACACCUUUGACUUCAUAAAGAUCCUUCGCCAGCACCGACGCAUGAUCCUAUACUGUACAAUGUUGGCAAGUGCCCAGAGUGAAUCUGAGAAGGAGAGAAUCAUAGGAAAGAUGGAAGCCGAUCAGGACUUGUCCAAAGUUCUCUAUCAGCUGCAGGAGACUGAGAAGGAAGACAUCAUUCGGGAGGAGCGAUCUCGCAGGGAGAGGGUCAGGAAGUCACGUGUGGACAAUGAUCUGGAGACUAUGGACCUAGACCACGGAGAGUCCCUGGCUCCUCGGCAGCUGCUGGAUUUGGAAGACCUUGCUUUUACUCAGGGCAGCCACUUCAUGGCUAAUAAGCGCUGUCAGCUCCCCGAUGGCUCCUUUCGCAAGCAGCGCAAAGGCUAUGAGGAGGUACAUGUGCCUGCUCUGAAGCCCAAGCCAUUUGCAGAGGAUGAGGUGCUGGUGGCCAUUGAGAAGAUGCCAAAAUAUGCACAAGCUGCAUUUGAGGGAUUCAAAACACUGAAUCGCAUUCAGAGCAAACUGUUCAAAACCGCCAUGGAAACAGAUGAGAACCUUUUAGUGUGUGCUCCUACGGGGGCAGGAAAGACCAACGUUGCACUGAUGGCCAUGCUGCGGGAGAUUGGAAAGCACAUUAAUCUGGAUGGUACCAUAAACGUGGAUGACUUCAAGAUCAUCUAUGUGGCUCCCAUGCGUUCACUUGUACAAGAGAUGGUGGGAAGUUUCAGCAAGCGUUUGGCUAGUUAUGGCAUCACUGUGGCAGAGCUGACAGGAGAUCACCAGCUGUGUAAGGAAGAGAUCAAUGCCACCCAGGUCAUUGUCUGCACUCCUGAGAAAUGGGAUAUCAUCACACGCAAGGGUGGGGAGCGCACUUACACCCAGCUAGUCCGCCUCAUCAUCAUCGAUGAGAUUCACCUUCUGCAUGAUGACCGAGGACCGGUUCUCGAAUCUUUGGUGGCCCGGACCAUCCGUAAUGUGGAGCUCACUCAGGAGGACGUGCGCUUGCUGGGCCUGAGCGCCACACUGCCCAAUUAUGAGGAUGUAGCAGCUUGCCUGCGAGUGGACCCUGCCCGCGGCCUCUUCUACUUUGACAACAGUUUUCGCCCGGUGCCCCUGGAGCAGACGUACGUGGGCAUCACUGAAAAGAAGGCCAUCAAACGCUUCCAGAUCAUGAAUGAAAUCGUUUAUGAGAAGAUCAUGGAGCAUGCUGGCAAGAACCAGGUUCUGGUAUUUGUUCACUCCAGGAAGGAGACGGGAAAGACUGCUCGAGCAAUUCGUGACAUGUGUCUUGAGAAGGACACUCUGGGUCUGUUCCUCAGGGAAGGGUCGGCCUCAACAGAAGUCCUGAGGACUGAGGCAGAACAGUGCAAGAACCUUGAGCUGAAAGACCUGCUGCCCUAUGGUUUUGCCAUUCAUCAUGCUGGAAUGACACGAGUUGACCGAACCCUGGUAGAGGACCUCUUUGCUGACCGCCACAUACAGGUGUUGGUGUCAACAGCCACUCUUGCCUGGGGUGUGAACCUUCCAGCACACACGGUCAUCAUCAAAGGCACACAAGUGUACAGUCCAGAGAAGGGACGCUGGACAGAGCUUGGUGCUCUGGACAUAUUACAGAUGCUGGGUAGAGCAGGGCGCCCUCAGUAUGACACCAAGGGCGAGGGAAUCCUGAUUACAUCUCACGGAGAACUGCAGUACUACCUGUCCUUGCUUAACCAGCAGCUGCCCAUUGAAAGCCAGAUGGUGGGCAAACUGCCUGACAUGCUUAAUGCUGAGAUUGUGUUGGGCAAUGUGCAGAAUGCUAAGGAUGCAGUGAACUGGCUGGGCUACACUUACCUGUAUGUCCGCAUGCUGCGCAAUCCCACCCUGUAUGGUGUUCCUCAUGAUGAACGUGCUUCUGACCCCUUGCUGGAGAGGCGUAGGCUGGACCUGGUCCACACAGCUGCCAGUGUGCUUGACAAGAACAGCCUCAUCAAGUAUGACAAAAGGACAGGCAGCUUCCAGGUGACCGAUCUUGGAAGGAUCGCAAGUCACUUCUACAUCACACACGACUCAAUACAGACCUACAACCAGCUGCUGAAGCCCACACUGAGUGAAAUCGAGCUCUUCCGUGUCUUCUCUCUGUCCUCUGAGUUUAGGAACAUCACUGUCCGUGAGGAGGAGAAGCUGGAGCUGCAGAAACUGUUGGAAAGGGUUCCAAUUCCUGUGAAGGAAAGCAUUGAGGAGCCCAGUGCCAAGAUCAAUGUGCUGCUCCAGGCCUACAUCUCUCAGCUGAAGCUGGAGGGCUUUGCACUGAUGGCUGACAUGGUCUAUGUCACACAGAGUGCCGGGCGUCUCAUGAGGGCCAUAUUCGAGAUUGUGCUGAGCAGAGGCUGGGCCCAGCUGACUGACAAGACUAUGAACCUCUGCAAGAUGAUUGACAAGAGGAUGUGGCAGUCCAUGUCUCCCCUCCGUCAGUUCCGGAAACUUCCAGAGGAAGUCAUCAAGAAAAUUGAGAAGAAGAAUUUCCCCUUUGAGCGUCUCUAUGACCUGAAUCAUAAUGAAAUUGGUGAAUUGAUCCGCAUGCCAAAGAUGGGGAAGACAAUCCACAAGUACGUUCACCAGUUUCCUAAACUGGAUCUAGCAGUUCAUCUGCAGCCCAUCACUCGCUCCACACUGAAAGUGGAGCUCACCAUUACACCAGACUUCCAGUGGGAUGACAAGGUGCAUGGAUCCUCUGAGGCCUUCUGGAUCUUAGUUGAAGAUGUGGACAGUGAAGUCAUUCUCCACCAUGAAUACUUUCUGCUCAAGUCAAAAUACGCCCAAGAUGAGCACCUGGUCACCUUCUUUGUGCCCGUGUUUGAGCCACUGCCCCCACAGUACUUCAUCCGUGUUGCAUCUGAUCGCUGGCUCUCCUGUGAGACCCAGCUGCCUGUGUCAUUCCGUCACCUGAUCCUGCCAGAGAAGUAUCCGCCACCCACUGAGCUUCUGGACCUGCAGCCCCUGCCUGUCUCAGCCCUGCGAAACUCUGCCUUUGAAAGUCUGUACCAGGACAAGUUCCCCUUCUUCAACCCCAUCCAAACACAGGUGUUCAACGCAGUGUACAACAGUGAUGACAACGUUUUUGUUGGGGCGCCCACGGGCAGUGGGAAGACCAUUUGUGCUGAGUUUGCCAUCCUUAGGAUGCUUCUACACAAUGCUGAGGGUCGCUGUGUCUACAUCACCCCAAUGGAUGCACUGGCUGAGCAGGUGUUUGUGGACUGGCACCAGAAGUUCCAGAAUGCUCUGAAUAAGAAGGUUGUCUUGCUGACGGGAGAGACCAGCACUGACCUGAAACUGCUGGGCAAGGGUGACAUCAUAGUUAGCACCCCUGACAAAUGGGACAUCCUGUCCCGGCGCUGGAAACAGAGAAAGAAUGUUCAGAACGUCAGCCUCUUCAUUGUGGAUGAGACGCAUCUCAUUGGGGGAGAGAAUGGGCCUGUGCUGGAAGUGAUAUGCUCGAGGAUGAGGUACAUCUCCUCACAGAUCGAGCGGCCCAUCCGCAUAGUAGCACUCAGCUCCUCCCUUUCGAACGCCAAAGAUGUCGCUCAUUGGCUGGGCUGCAGCACCACUGCCACCUUUAACUUCCACCCCAAUGUGCGCCCUGUGCCCCUGGAGAUGCACAUCCAGGGAUUCAAUGUGAGCCACACUCAGACUCGAUUGUUGUCGAUGGCCAAGCCCGUGUAUCAUGCCAUCAUGAAGCAUUCGCCCUCCAAACCAGCCGUGGUGUUUGUACCAUCUCGCAGACAGACGCGGCUCACUGCCAUCGAUAUCCUCACUUUCUGUGCUGCUGAUGUUGUCCCUCAGAGGUUCCUGCACUGCACUGAGAAGGACCUGGCUCCCUUCCUGGAGAAAGUGACUGACACCACUCUGAAGGAGACUCUGACUAAUGGUGUUGGAUACCUGCACGAGGGUUUGUCUGCCACUGAGCGAAGAAUCGUGGAGCAGCUCUUCAACUCUGGUGCAGUGCAAGUGGUGGUGGCAUCACGUUCACUCUGCUGGGGCACCAAUAUUUCUGCACAUCUGGUUGUUGUCAUGGAUACACAGUACUACAAUGGAAAGAUCCAUGCGUAUGUGGACUACCCCAUUUACGAUGUACUGCAGAUGGUGGGGAAGGCCAGUCGCCCCCUCCAGGAUGAUGAAGGACGCUGUGUCAUCAUGUGUCAGGGCUCCAAGAAGGAUUUCUUUAAGAAGUUCCUAUACGAGCCCCUGCCGGUGGAAUCCCACCUGGACCACUGCUUGCAUGACCACUUCAAUGCAGAGAUUGUGACCAAGACAGUGGAGAAUAAACAAGAUGCAGUAGACUACCUGACCUGGACAUUCUUGUACCGUCGCAUGACCCAGAACCCCAACUACUACAACCUACAAGGUAUGUCUCACCGGCACCUGUCUGACCACCUGUCAGAACUGGUGGAGAACACGCUGCAUGACCUGGAGCAGUCCAAAUGCAUCAGCAUUGAAGACGAGAUGGACGUGGCACCGCUUAACCUGGGCAUGAUCGCUGCAUACUAUUACAUCAACUACACUACCAUCGAGUUGUUCAGUAUGUCCUUGAAUGCCAAGACUAAGAUCCGUGGGUUGAUUGAGAUUAUCUCCAAUGCUGCUGAAUACAAGAACAUUCCUAUCAGACACCAUGAGGACACGCUGCUCCGGCAGCUGGCCCAGAAAGUGCCCCACAAACUCAACAACCCCAAAUUCAAUGACCCGCACGUGAAGACAAACCUGCUGCUACAGGCCCACUUGUCCAGAAUGCAGCUGAGCGCUGAGCUGCAGUCUGACACCGAGGAGAUACUCAGCAAGGCAGUUCGUCUGAUCCAAGCCUGUGUAGAUGUGCUGUCCAGCAAUGGCUGGCUGAGCCCAGCCCUUGCAGCUAUGGAGCUGGCCCAGAUGGUCACCCAAGCUAUGUGGUCCAAGGACUCCUACCUCAAGCAGCUGCCCUAUUUCACCUCCGAGCACAUCAAACGCUGCACUGACAAGGGAGUGGAGAGUAUCUUUGACAUCAUGGAAAUGGAGGAUGAGGAGCGUACUGCACUGCUGCAGCUCUCUGACGCACAGAUGGCUGAUGUGGCACGCUUCUGCAACCGCUACCCAAAUAUUGAGCUGUCCUAUGAGGUGGCAGAGAAGGAAAACAUUAAGAGUGGAGGUCCAGUUCUGGUUCUGGUGCAGCUGGAGAGAGAAGAGGAGGUGACCGGGCCUGUCAUCGCCCCCCUGUUCCCACAGAAACGUGAGGAGGGCUGGUGGGUGGUGAUUGGUGACCCCAAGUCCAACAGCCUGAUAUCCAUCAAGAGGCUCACACUGCAGCAGAAAGCAAAGGUGAAGUUGGACUUUGUGGCACCAGCUCAGGGUGUACACAACUACACGCUGUACUUCAUGAGUGAUGCAUACAUGGGCUGUGAUCAGGAGUACAAGUUCAGCGUGGAUGUGAAGGAAGCUGACAGUGAGGGUGACAGCGACUCUGACUGAGCUAACAUUGGGUGGGAAUUCUGGACUCAGCCAUUUAAGUCUAGAAUGUCUCCAUCCAUGGGGCUUCUAUUUCCACUCUAUUUUUGUGACCAUGUGUUCACUGGUAAAUAUCAACCCGUGAUCUAAACAUGAAUACCCAAAUCUCAGUGUAUUGUGUUCAUAGUUUGGGUAGUUAAAUGUGAUAAUAUGGCUUUUGUUUGUUCUGAACAAAAACAUGUAAAAAGCAAAAAGCAAAGCAUAAAAAGCAAACUAUUUUGGAGAAAUAAGCAAUUGUCAAGUUAGUUUUAAUGUGUAGUGAAAGGUUUAAUACUGAUUUGAA
Molecule: messenger RNA, 6959 nt
Organism: Megalops cyprinoides (Indo-Pacific tarpon)
Lineage: Eukaryota; Metazoa; Chordata; Actinopteri; Elopiformes; Megalopidae
Gene: snrnp200
Product: small nuclear ribonucleoprotein 200 (U5)
Exons: 45
Coding region: 227-6640 (2137 amino acids)
Cellular component (GO): nucleus
Molecular function (GO): ATP binding; nucleic acid binding
Source: RefSeq, a predicted model, not a curated record